GUUGGGUUUUCAACUUUAUUGUUUAUAUGUCUAAUUGCACAUUUUAAUGUCCUAGAUUUUUAUGUAGGCUCCAUCUGUUGGUAUGAUCCAUUUCACUGGUGUUCUUCCUUCUGACAGUGCAACCGUUCUGUGUGGCUGGAAUCCAGGAUUUUAAAAUGCAUAAUCCUUCUUUGCGUUGGUGGGGUCUCUGGCGUAGAGCUGACCUGGCUGGAUUUGGCUUUUUCCCUGGUGUUUCUACAGGAGACUAGCUCGUGCUCGUUAGUGGCUGGCAAAACAGGCAUUAUCUGAGCAAUGAGAACAUGGACUAUAAUACUGACUCACAUGUGAGUCAAACGUUAAGACGGCUCUGGUACCGAUUGUAGGGCUACCGGUACUACCUUGCUGUCACAGCUCUUUGUGUCUGAGUAUCUGCAGCCCCCUGCAUGCCUAACUGUUAUGGAAAAGCAGUUAAAACAUUUCAAACUAAAGGAAUUAACUUUAGGGUUUUUUUUUUACUCCUACUUCCCAUUAUGUCUUCCCCUUAUGAAGGGUUUGUCUCCGUGGCAUGAUGCUAAAGGUGUGAUGUUAUAGCUCAAAAGUUACAGCCCGGAGGAGACUGAACGUUGAAAUCUCUCCUUUUCAGUGUGAUUAAAUAUUCUGUUGUUUUUAAACAGUAGGCCGAAAACUGCCUGGCUAUCAGUCUGUUCACGGAGAAAAACUGCUGGAACCACAGUGGCUCCUCAGUCUGAGGAUACGGCUCCGUGUGAACCAAGAACGGGAAGAUGAAGCCAGAAAAAUUCAGACGAGGGAGGGGGCAGGGAUGUUUGGUGAGGAAGAUGAUUAGCCGCUGAAUCAAAUGGCUGAAGAACUGGUGGAUUCUCCAGCUCUUGAGUGUCUUCAAAGCAAAACUCGACGACUUCCUAGAAAAUAUGCUCUGAGGGAAUAAAGGCUGCAGGACGUCCAUGUCUGUCCCCAACUCAGCCCAGGGCCUGCAGAGCCAGGGACAGGAAAUGGCCGUGGCAGGGCCGGUGACCUUCGAGGAGGUGGCUGUGUAUUUCUCUGAGGAGGAAUGGGAUCUGCUGGACCCGGGCCAGAGAGCCCUCUACUGGGACGUGAUGCAGGAGAAUUACGAGGCUGUGAGCUGGCUGGCUAUGGCUGGCCAUGCACCAUCAGCAACCAAAGGGCAGAAAAGAAAACGUGUGGUGCUGACGAUCACCCAGAAACUGGACCUCAUCAGGCGCCUGGAAAGAGGAGAGAAGAGGAGCCAGUUGAUGCAGGAGUUUGGUGUCGGUUCAUCGACCAUCUACGAUAUUAAGGCGCGGAAGGCAGAUCUCCUGAAAUUCGUGUCGGUUGCCGAGACGAGCCAAGCCUUGGAGCAACGCCGGACUUUGCACAAACCCAAACUGGAGCAAUUAGACAGCAUGCUGUAUGAAUGGUUAACCUUGAAGCGUUCCGAGGGAGCGUCGAUUUCCGGCCCAAUGUUGAUUGAAAAGGCCAAGGACUUGUAUCAGCAGCUUGCAAUGACCGAGCCCUGCGUUUUUUCUGAUGGUUGGCUGGCACGCUUUAAGAUGCGGCAUGGUAUCAGGAGACUUGAUAUCUCUGGAGAAAAACAGCCUGCUGAUCCUGAGGCCGCAAAGAAAUAUUGUGUGUUCUUUAAAAAGCUGAUUGGGCAGCAUGGUAUAACCCCAGAGAACCUCUACAAUGCUGCCAAAACGGGCCUCUUUUGGCGUUGCCUGCCAUCUUCAGCCCUCGCUGGUGCAGGUGAAGUUGGUGCACCUGUAUUCAAGAGGAACAAGGACUGCGUCACCCUGCUGACAUGUGCAAAUGCUACUGGCACACACAAAAUCAAGUUGCUAAUGGUUUCAAAAUUCAAGCAACCAGGAACAUUCAAGGGUAUUGUUCAUCAGCUGGUGGAGUACAAGACACAGCCUAAUGCAUGGGUGGACAAGGACAUAUUUCUGUACUGGUUCCACCAUAUCUUUGCUCCUGCAGUGAAAGACCACCUGAAGGAACGUGGACUGGCAGAAGACACAAAGGUUAUUCUGGUUUUAGAUGACUCUCAAGCUCGCCCUUCUGAAGCAGAGCUUGUGUCUGGCAAUAUUUUCACCAUCUUCCUGCCUGCAAAUGUCACCUCACUCAUUCAGCCCAUGGAUCAGGGAAUUACGCAAAACCUAAAAGCCCUCUACAGAAGGGAAUUUACGAGGGAGCUGCUCAACUUUGAAGGGGCGGUCCAAGAGUUUCAGUCCCGGUACAGCAUCAAGGAUGCAGUCUUCAACGCGGCUCGUGCCUGGUCUGUUGUCAAGCCCACAACUUUAAAGCGAGCGUGGAGAAAAUUGUGGGCAGAAGGGAUAUUUGCAGAGGGGUCCUCUGAGGAAGAAGAAUUUCAAAGCUUUAACAGAAGACCAACAAGUAGAGCGCAUCCGGAGAUAGUUGGUGUCCUUCAAAAUGGUGACCCCGCACACCUGAUCGCUAAACUGAAGGAUGAUGAAUUUGAAAAGUGGGUCAAAGUCUAUCAAGGCCUAGAUGAUGCAAAAUCCCUGACGGACUCUGAAAUGAUGGAAAUGGUUGUCUAUCCGGAGAGAAAUACCUGUCCUGCAGGUGACCUCGAUUCAGAGGCAGAGGAGCAUAGUGAAGAAACUAAAGUCUCUUGGGCAAUGGCCGCCCAGUGUCUGGAAACGUUGGUGAAGUUUGCUGAGCAGCAACCUUCUUAUUCUGCUUCGGAAGUCACCCAGCUGCACGUUAUCCACAAUAACUUCCUCAAGAAAAGGCAACUGACUUGCAGGCGGGCUGACAUCAGCAAGGUGUUUCAAAAAGCUGCCACUGCGUGUGCCACUGGUCUAGCACCAUGGACAGCAGCCGUUGUCAAUCUUGAGGAGCAGUAAAGCACAGGACUGGGUGCAGUGAGUGUCUUGAAAGGCGUAGCGUGAAGUCAGGUUAUUUCAUUUCUUAAACAUUUUUUGUUUGGUGGAAAAGCUCAAGUAACCAGUGUGAUGUUGCUGGAUUUUUAUACGAACAGGCAGACCAUAAUUGCCCCCACUGUGGAAAGUUUGCCCCACAUUUUGUACAAAAGGGGGCUGAGUCAGGUGUCUGUUGAAAUACUUUUCUGAUUCUCUUUCUCUACAUAGAUAUAGAAAUUUUAGAGU
This is a messenger RNA of Pelodiscus sinensis (Chinese soft-shelled turtle), 3122 nucleotides long. The record is from RefSeq and is a predicted model, not a curated record. NCBI's taxonomy places the organism in Eukaryota, Metazoa, Chordata, Testudines, Trionychidae.